Molecule: messenger RNA, 1080 nt
Organism: Magnolia sinica
Lineage: Eukaryota; Viridiplantae; Streptophyta; Magnoliopsida; Magnoliales; Magnoliaceae
Product: anaphase-promoting complex subunit 10
Exons: 6
Coding region: 138-716 (192 amino acids)
Biological process (GO): anaphase-promoting complex-dependent catabolic process; protein K11-linked ubiquitination
Cellular component (GO): anaphase-promoting complex
Source: RefSeq, a predicted model, not a curated record
UUCAGGGCCCACAAUACUGCGCUCUCAUUCUCUCUCCUGUCGGAGGCCAUUCCCAGGUCGGCCCCACUCCAAAGAUUCCAAACCCCAAAGAAUUCAAACGGGGAAAACAACCAUUCCAUUGCUCUUCUGUCGAUCAGAUGGCGACGACAACGGAAUCAGAAGGUGAGGAAGAAGGGAAGCUGGUGGGGAACGAGCAUCUAUUGGUGGAGGAUGAUCUUAGGGAGAUGGGAAAGAAGGCAGUUUGGAGUGUAAGCUCUUGCAAGCCUGGCAAUGGUGUCCAUUCUCUCCGCGAUGAUAACCUUGACACCUACUGGCAAUCAGAUGGUGCCCAGCCUCACCUUAUCAACAUCCAGUUCCAGAAAAAAGUCAAGCUCCAGUUGCUUGUACUCUAUGUUGAUUUCAAACUCGAUGAGAGCUAUACCCCAAGCAAGAUUUCGAUUCGAGCCGGGGAUGGUUUCCACAACUUGAAGGAGAUAAAAACUGUGGAACUCGUGAAGCCAGUUGGGUGGGUUUAUAUAUCCUUAUCUGGAACUGAUCCUCGAGAAGCAUUUAUCAAUACAUUCAUGGUGCAACUUGCUGUGCUGUCCAACCACCUAAAUGGGAGAGAUACCCAUGUGCGCCAGAUCAAACUUUACGGACCCAGACCGUAUGAAUCCCAUUCCCCAUCAACCAUUUCAGUUUACUUCAAGGGAGUUCAUCACUUACUCUUCAGUUAGAUGAGACAUAUUAGUGUUUAGUUACCAGAAUCCCCAGAGUGAUUGGUGACCAAAAGUAGAAAUAAUUCACCUUCUUCAAAAGUUCCCAGAAAUCAUGUGAUUCCGAAGCAGCAGCAUUGAAGAUUCUGCUGUCUGUAUAUCAGAGGUAUUCUUGGUCAUUUGAUUGGUACUAUAAAGGAUCUUUCUUUUCCCUCAGUCAUACAAACUGUUGAUCUAUUGUAGCUGGUAAUGUUGUCUAUCUCCACAAAACUUUUGCAGGAACAGUUUUUUAAUAGCUGUUUACUUAUUAGCUCCGAAAAGUUGCUCUGUUUCUUCAUAUAGAAUGUAAUUUGGAUGUCUAAGUUUGACCUGGAACCUUUACACA